GGACCAUGGUCGUAUUAUAGAUCCCCCAGCCGGAGGCGGUACCGGAAAUCGUCUACCGGUGUGUUGAGGCAAGUGGAUGGGAUGGGUUGAGGGCGGGAGAAGAAAAGCUGAUAGCGCAUGCGGUGUUACCUGGAAAAGAGAGAAAAUAGUUACACCGCGCUUCCCAAAUCUGCAACAAGACGACUGGGAUUGCGAAUGAGUAAUUCUCAGCCUUUGUUAAAGAACAUCUGAACUUUUCCGAGCCAGUGAAGUAUCGUAUCACCAGGCAUAAUCAUGCUAUUCUCCUCAGCUCGUACCUAGGAGUGCUCGCAUGAGGGGUACCUGCAAACUUACAGCAAGAUAACCGUCUUCAACCACCGUUAAACAAAGCAACAAAACAGUCUCCCACACUGUCGAAAUCACAUGCCUCCCGUUGUCCCAGAAAUCCCAAGACAAGGAAGCGAUGGCAUCCCUUUCUCGAACUUCUCGAACUGAAAACCCCCCGUCCCAUUGGAAGCAAGUGGAUCUCCCUUGUGGGCCCCUCCCCGAAGAUCGACAGGAACUCCGCCAACAUGAUUCGUCAGCCUUGCUCCCGUCGCGCCCCACUGGGUCUCGCAUUCAGUUCCCAGGUGUCAUCAUCUCGCAGCUCUCGCUUACAGCCUUGCACCCUUCUUGUUGCCAAACCUCCAGAUGGCCUUUUGAAGGUCGUCGAGUUGCAAAACAACUUUGCCGAGCGGAGCGGAUGAUACCCCCAUGAUUUCCUAGUCCUGCUUUUUGCAACAUCGUUUCCAGCGCGACCGCUUUUUCUUGCCUUUCGCGUUCGGCGCCCCCGGCUCGGUGCAAUUCACCACCAAAAUGGCAGCCAACAACAGCAACACCACCGAGCGCCUCGUCGCAGCAGCCACCCAGCUCAUAUCCCUCCUCUUCACCACCGCGCGCGAACAGCCAAUCCGGUUGUUCUUUCUAUUCGUCUUUCCCCUAGCCCUCUUCGGCAUAAUCUCUAUCUACCUCCUCCUCCACCUCCUAGCCCCCAAACCCCGCCCCCCCUACCCCUCGGAAAAAACCUACCUCACCACCCUGCCCUCAGGCGCCAUCUCCCCCCCAAGACCCCUCCCCUGCUGGUACGACCGCUGGCACGCCGAAGGCUGCCUCAAAGAGCAAUACCCCACCGUCCCGGACGGGUUCGACGUCCCCGACCAAGCCAGCAUCGAGCCCGCAGAGGUCGAAGUGAGCGUUGUCGUCCCUGCCUACAACGAACAAGACAGGAUAGAAGUCGCUCUCGAAGAAAUGGUCGAGUAUCUCGACACGAAUUUCGGGCGCGGUCAGGAAGGAGGGUCCGGGAGGUUGUUGCCUACGUUGGAGAGACCUAAGCCCGGAGCAGGGACGCCGGGAUCGAGACCGUCGACGCCGCACAGGUUGGUCUUCAAGUGUGAGAAUGCACUUGGUGGGGGGAGGGGGCAGUCACCGCCGAGGGAGCGGCCGCCGAGGGGGUAUGAGAUUAUUGUUGUUGAUGAUGGGAGUGAGGACAGGACGGUGGAGGUGGUGUUGGAGUUUGGGAGACGGCGUGGGUUGCAUGAUGUGCUCAGGGUGGUGAGUCUGGAGAAGAAUAGAGGGAAGGGGGGGAGUGUGACGCAUGGGUUGAGGCACGUGAGGGGGAAAUACGCCGUCUUUGCCGACGCGGACGGGGCGUCUAGGUUUAGCGACCUGGGCCGCCUCAUUGAAGGUUGUGAGGAUGUUGUUGAUGGAUCCAACCGGGGCGUUGCCAUUGGCAGCAGGGCUCAUCUUGUCGGGAGCGAAGCUGUCGUCAAGAGGUCGGCCAUUCGGAACUUUUUGAUGAGGUCGUUCCACUUUGUACUCAUGAUCCUCACCCCGCCGGCGACGUCGAGGAUACGGGAUACGCAGUGCGGGUUUAAGCUGUUCUCGAGGGCGGCGCUGCCGCAUAUUGUGCCGUAUAUGCACGCUGAGGGCUGGAUUUUUGAUAUUGAGAUGUUGAUGCUGGCGGAGAGCGCGCCGGCGACGCCGGUCCUGGCGAGUGAUGGGAGCGUGAUUGGGACCAGUUAUGGGAUCAAGGUGGCGGAGGUGCCGGUUGGGUGGGAGGAGGUGGGCGGGAGCAAGAUGAGUCUUGUGAAGGACAGUGUUAGGAUGGCGGUUGGGUUGGCGGUGCUGAGGGCGAGUUGGAUGCUGGGGGUUUAUAGGAGGAGGUUGACGUAGUUUUGGUAGGGGGGUUUUACGGCUGGUGUAUAUGUUGUAAUAUAUGGGAAUCUGUGUUGUCUUUCAGGGCUUUGGACUUUGGAGGUGUAAAGUGUGAUUGUUAUAUGGGAGUUUGUAGUGAGAAUAUAUCUCGGGGUUGAGACUUGAGGGGUGUGGUUUGGGUAUCUAGAAUCACGCGCUGGGCUUUAUCUAUACAUUAAGGGAUGAUAAGUAGCAAAAAAACUAAAAACCAUCUGGCAAAAGAUUAAAAACAUACAACAUCAGGG
Molecule: messenger RNA, 2456 nt
Organism: Podospora pseudocomata
Lineage: Eukaryota; Fungi; Ascomycota; Sordariomycetes; Sordariales; Podosporaceae
Gene: ALG5
Product: dolichyl-phosphate beta-glucosyltransferase
Exons: 2
Coding region: 835-2190 (451 amino acids)
Cellular component (GO): endoplasmic reticulum membrane
Source: RefSeq, a predicted model, not a curated record